Messenger RNA from Drosophila sulfurigaster albostrigata, 1349 nucleotides. RefSeq names its product mitochondrial tRNA-specific 2-thiouridylase 1. The record is from RefSeq and is a predicted model, not a curated record. The transcript is spliced from 2 exons. Bases 155 to 1306 code for a protein of 383 amino acids. Gene Ontology annotation, molecular function: sulfurtransferase activity. Gene Ontology annotation, cellular component: mitochondrion. Gene Ontology annotation, biological process: tRNA wobble position uridine thiolation. Lineage: Eukaryota; Metazoa; Arthropoda; Insecta; Diptera; Drosophilidae.
CAAAAAUACUGAAUUUUAUGUAUGGCCCAACUUUAGACCAAAAGAAAUACUAAACUGUCAAAGGCGGCUUACUGUUAUCGAUGCAUUCAAUUCAACUUUAUAUUCAUCGCCCAAAGUUAUCGAUAGCGAUGGACUUACCGCAUUCUGAUUGACCAUGAUACGGAAUAUUGUGGUGGGCAUAUCUGGAGGCGUGGACAGCGCUGUCAGCGCACAUCUGCUAAAGGAGCGUGGCUACAAUGUGCUCGGCAUAUUCAUGCGCAACUGGGACGAGCACGACGAGGCCGGACAUUGCAGCGGUGAGCAGGAUCUGAAAGAUGCAACCUGGGCAUGCCACAAGCUGCAAAUCGAGCUACGCGAAGUCAACUAUGUGAAGCAAUACUGGACGGCGGUGUUUAGCCAAUUCCUCGAUGAUUACCAACUUGGACUGACGCCCAAUCCCGACAUAUUGUGCAACAAGCACAUUAAAUUCGAUCUGUUUCACAAGCACGCACUGGACACCCUCAAAUAUGAUGCUGUGGCCACUGGACACUAUGCUCGCAAUAGUCUAGGUAACUUUCUGGACCAGUGCAACACCAAAGACACUGAACAGCAGGCGCGUUUGCUUAUACCCGCUGACACCUUCAAGGAUCAGACUUUUUUUCUAGCCGGCAUCGCACAGAAAACACUGCAACGCACCAUGUUUCCACUUGGGGAGUUGCAGAAAUCUGAGGUCAAGCAGUUGGCCAAACGCAUAGGGCUGCAUCGGCUGGCAGAGAAACGCGAAAGCACGGGCAUCUGUUUCGUGGGCAAGCGUGACUUCAAAUCGUUUAUACGCGAGUAUAUUACCUCCAAGCCGGGUCAUUUCGUGGAUGUGGAUAGCGGUGCUGUUGUGGGCCAUCAUGAGGGCAUUCAUCAGUGGACCGUGGGUCAGCGUUGUCGUCUAAGUUCCUAUUUGCAACCAUAUUUUGUGGCACGUAAAGAUGCCGCCAGCAAUACCAUCUAUGUGGCCUCUGGUCACGAUCAUGCUGCGCUCCACUGCACCCGCUUUCACAUUGGCGACAUUAAUUGGCUAUGCCACCGAUCCCGGCAGCAACUAGCCACAAAUGGCAGCUUGCGUUGCCGCUUUCGCUUUCAGCACACGAAGCCCCUUGUUGACUGCCAGCUGCUGCAUUCCGGUGUCGUGCAGCUUGAUGCUCCACUACGUGCCAUCACUCCGGGCCAAUAUGCGGUCUUCUAUGACGACGUUGCCUGCCUGGGAGCUGCCCGCAUCCAGCAAGCCGAGGCACUACAGCAAUCGGAGCUGCAAAUCGCCAGAGAACAACUGUAGCCUUUAAGCACUUACUAAAUAAAAUAUAAUGUUCAUAACUACA